Serinus canaria (Common canary) is the source of this 1801-nucleotide messenger RNA. It is a transcript of the gene RDH8, whose product is annotated as retinol dehydrogenase 8. Gene Ontology annotation, molecular function: estradiol 17-beta-dehydrogenase [NAD(P)+] activity. Lineage: Eukaryota; Metazoa; Chordata; Aves; Passeriformes; Fringillidae. The transcript has 5 exons. Gene Ontology annotation, biological process: estrogen biosynthetic process. The record is from RefSeq and is a predicted model, not a curated record. Gene Ontology annotation, cellular component: cytoplasm. The coding region runs from base 120 to 1094 and encodes 324 amino acids.
CCACCAUGCGGGACCUGUCCCGGGGGGGUUUUGGGGGGUUUCCAAUGGGGUUUUUGGGGUCUCUAACGGGGAUUUUGGGUUUUUUUUUGGGUCUCUAAUGGGAUUUUUGGGGGUCCCUGAUGGAUUUUUGGGGUUUUUGGGGUGCCAGUGAUGGCCACCAUGCGGGACCUGUCCCGGGGAGGUUUUGGGGGGUUUCCAAUGGGGUUUUUGGGGUCUCUAACGGGGAUUUUGGGGUUUUUGGGGUGCCAGUGGUGGCCACCAUGCGGGACCUGUCCCGCCGGGGCGCGCUGGAGGCGGCGGCCGGUGCCACCCUCGGGGACACCCUGCGGAUCCUGCGCCUCGAUGUCACCAGCGACAGCUCCGUGGCCGAGUGCCUCGGGCAGGUCCCGGACGGGCGCGUGGACGUCGUGGUGAACAACGCCGGGGUGGGGCUGGUGGGGCCCCUGGAGAGCGCCUCGGGGCCGCAGGUGCAGCGCGUUUUCGACACCAACGUUUUCGGGGUGCUGCGCCUGGCCCAGGCCCUGCUCCCCCAGAUGAAGCGGCGCCGCAGCGGCCACAUCGUGGUGGUCAGCAGCGUCAUGGGGCUGCAGGGGGUGGUGUUCAACGACGUCUACUCGGCCUCCAAGUUCGCGGUGGAGGGGCUGUGCGAGAGCCUGGCCGUGCAGCUGCUGCAGUUCAACGUCUUCGUGUCUCUGGUGGAGCCGGGCCCGGUGAACACGGAGUUCGAGCGCAAGGUGCUGCAGGAGGUGGAGAAAUGCGAAUUCCCCGGCACCGACCCCGAGACGCUGCGCUACUUCCGCCAGGUCUACCUGCCCGCCAGCCGCGACGUCUUCCGCACCUUCGGCCAGAGCCCCGAGCACGUGGCCCAGGCCAUCGCGGGGGUGAUCGCCGCCCCCCGCCCCCCGUUCCGCACCCCCACCAACCCCCUGUACUCGCCCCUGCUCGCUCUGCGCUUCGCCGACCCCCGCGGGGACCUCGGCGUCAGAACCUUCCAGAGGCUCCUCUUCGACCUGGGACCCGCCUUCCACCUCAGCCUGGCCCUGCUCAGGUGUCUCACCUGCCGCUGCUGCCAGCGCCGCGUCACCCCCGUCUGAGGGGACACCAGAUUUGGGAGUUUUGGGGCGAUUUUGGGGCUUUUUGGGGCAAAAUCAGGGUUUUUGCGGGGUAAAAUUGGGAUUUUUUGGGAGGUUUUAGGGGGGUUUGGAGGGAUUUUAGGGGGAAUUUUUAGGGUCUCACCUGAGUCUCGAGGUGUUCAGGUGUGUUUGAGUCACCCCUGGCUGAGAAGACCCCGAAAUUUGGGAAUUUUGGGGCAAUUUGGGGGAUUUUGGGGCUUUUUGGGGCAAAAUCGGGGAGGGUGUAAGGGAUUUAGGGCAUUUUAGGGGGGAUUUUGGGGGAUUUUGGGAGGUUUAGGGGGGUCUUGAGGUCCCCAGGUGUGUUUGAGUCCCUCCUGUCUGAGGACACCCCGAAUUUGGGGGUUUUGGGGCCAUUUUGGGGCUUUUUGGGGCGAUUUUGGGGUUUUUUUGGGUGAUUUUGGGGAGUUUUUAGAGGAUUUAGGGGCAUUUUAGGAGGAUUUUGGAGGGGUUUGGGGGGUUUAAGGGAGUUUUGGAGGGUAAUUUUUGGGGAUUUGGGGAAUUUUGGCGGAUUUUGGGGAUUUAUGGGAAUUUUCGGGAAUUUUGGGGAAGUUUUGGAGUUUCCUCCACACCUGGGGGAAUCUUUGGGGCUCUUAAUUAAACCCAGAACUCCUCCAGCCGCCUCCCCCUCUCAUUCACUGCCGCGCCGGGGGGUUGGGGGGAAAUUUUGG